UGCGCCUGUUCCUGCGCACACCCUUCCAGCCCUGCCGACCUUCCAGCCUUCCAGUGUGCCUAUGAGUAUGCAGUGAAAAUGACAGCAGUGGCAGAGGAGCCAUCAACAUCACCAUCACCGUAGACAGCAGAAACGUUGACGCCAGCGCUAGACGAGAGCCAAGGUUCCUGCCACCCAGUUAGCCCACUCGAUUGGAUAAUCGCCGAGGAUCGAAAAACGUGAAAGCAGCCCUCGAAUAGUCCAAGUCCACAAUCCCAGCCAGCCAGCAUGUCCUAGUGAAGUCCUAGUCGUGGGAAGAGUGCAGAGAAGAGAAGAGAAUAGGAUAGCAGAGCAGGAGCUGCACGAUGGCCUCCGGCGAUGGCGACACCAUCAACACCAUCGACAUGGACAGCUCCUCGGCGUCACAGGCCAAACUGGCCGAGCCCAGCAAUGCCUCCACCGACCAUGUGGGAAACUCAUCGCCCGACCUGGGCAACCGACCGAACCGAGCGUCCAGCAAGGCGGACAAGGAGCGCAAGAUUGGCCACAGACGGGUCGGCGAGGGCGGCGAGAUUACGUACAAAAAGAUCCAGACGUCGCAGAUCAUGGGCUCCAUCCAACUGGGAAUCCAGCACACUGUCGGCAGUCUGGCCUCGAAGCCCAAGCGUGAUCUACUUAUGAUGGACUUCUGGGAAAUCGAGAGCAUCACCUUUCCACCAGAGGGUUCUAGCCUUACACCUGCCCACCACUACAGCGAGUUCAGAUACAAGAUCUACGCGCCCAUAGCGUUUCGCUACUUUCGGGAUCUGUUUGGCAUCCAGCCAGAUGAUUUUAUGAUGUCCAUGUGCACGUCCCCGCUGCGGGAACUGUCCAAUCCUGGUGCUUCCGGCUCUAUAUUCUACCUGACGACCGACGACGAGUUCAUCAUAAAGACGGUGCAACACAAGGAGGGUGAAUUCUUACAGAAACUACUGCCUGGUUACUAUAUGAAUCUAAAUCAAAAUCCGCGCACGCUAUUGCCAAAGUUCUUCGGAUUGUACUGCCUGCAGACGAGCAAUGCCAAAAAUAUUCGCCUGGUGGUCAUGAACAAUCUCCUGCCCUCGUCCGUAAAGAUGCACCUCAAGUACGACCUCAAGGGCUCCACGUUCAAGCGCAAGGCCAACAAGGCGGAGCGUGCCAAGAAGUCGCCCACGUACAAGGACCUCGACUUCAUGGAGCAGCAUCCCAACGGCAUAUUCCUGGAGGCCGAGACCUACGCCGCGCUGAUCAAGACCAUUCAACGCGACUGCACGGUCCUGGAGUCCUUUAAGAUCAUGGACUACUCCCUACUCCUCGGCGUCCACAAUCUGGACGUGGCGCUAAAGGAGAAGCAGAGUGAGCAGAGAAAACCGCUCAGGGCUCCGCUGGCCGAGGACUCCGAUGUAGAUGGAGAUGAUCCCCUUGAUGGCGAUGCGGCCACAGGCAUCAGCAGGAAUAAUGCGGCAUACAGGUCAGUGAAUCGCCAGCGGCUGGUUGCCCACUCCACGGCCAUGGAGAGCAUUCAGGCGGAGAGUGAACCCAUCGACGACGAGGAGGAUGUGCCACCUGGUGGCAUUCCAGCAAGGAGUGAGAAGGGCGAGCGCCUGCUGCUCUACAUCGGCAUUAUCGACAUCCUGCAAUCCUACAGGCUGAAGAAGAAGCUGGAGCACACAUUCAAAAGCAUCAUACACGAUGGGGAAACCGUAUCGGUCUGCCGGCCCUCGUUCUAUGCUCAAAGAUUCCAAAACUUUAUGGCCAAGACCGUGUUCCGCAAGAUACCCUCCCUGGAUCUCCCAGAGAUCAAGGGGAAUCACAGAAAAUUUCGUACCUUGGUGACCAGCUACAUAGCGCUUAAGCAUUCGCCUUCUAAGAGAAAAAGCCUUUCCAAGGCCAUUCAGCGUUCCAUUGACAGCGACAACGAGAUGGCCUCUAGGCCGGUUCACGCCUCGCACUCGCACAGCAGUGUCAAGAUUCACCAGCCAGCCAAGCCGCCCACCACCGAGCCCACGCCAGCGGGAGCGGCUGGUGGAGCCGAAAGAGGAGCAACUGCCCUAGGUCCAGCAACCACCAGUGGCGCCAGCGAACGGGCACCUCCGCCCGUCAAGCAGCGUACUUCGGCGGCCAGUAAUCUCAAGACGCGAGUGCCACCGCCAGUACCGCCACGCGGCUCGCCACGGCGCAAGGAUGCCCAGGAUCGGACGACACCAGGCACAACGCCCUCAUGCAGCUCGACUCCUCCCCCCGCCUUUGACGACAUCUCCGAGGACAGCUCGAACAAGAACAGCAGCUCGUCGAUAGGGCGCCGGUCGCAUCAUCAUCACCACCAUCACCAGCAGUCGCAGCAGCACCAGCAGUCCUACUAUCUGGAUCGCAAGAUGAACAUUGGACCCGCCUAUCGAGGCUCCUACAAGGAGGAUAUUGUCAGCGUAUCGGAAGUACAUCUGGAUACAUUACUGGCGGUGGACACCUCGUCGAGCAGCCAGUAUGGAUCCCGCGGCGGAUUGGCCUGGACCCCGCCCGCUUCAGGUGAGGGCUCCACUCCCACAUGGACAGAGGGCACACCAAGUUUUACGGACUCCAGUUCGAGUGGUGAUCUCGACAACUUCUCGCCCAUAAACUCAUCUAAAAUCGAUCGACACAAGCCGACGGUGGAAGAGGCCAUCAACUCUCUGUCCGCGGGAAUGAUCAACUAACAUAGCAUGUGGUGACGGAACACAAGACACACCAACCCAGAUAUAUCACGAUGUGGACUGAGAAAGAGUCCGAGCAAAGUAUGCCUCAUACUCUUACAUACUGAUUAUGCUUGCGUGUUCAGGCGCUCUUGUAUAGCUAGGAUAUAAUCAAAAGGCGCCCCACGUAGAACAGAUUCCCCCAUGUCAUGCCCACGACCACAGCCACACCCACACCUGCCCAUCCCUUCCAGCGGACACUGGGUGAAGAAUAACCAACAGAGACAUAACUCAAUCCAGCAAAAGAUAUUAUAUACAAACCGAAAGCGUACUCCUCAUACACAGAACUACAGAAGCAUAUAGCAUAUAACUGGCAAAUCAAAUACGAGUAAGGUGCUCACGAUGGCAUCCCGUUGGUGAUCAGAGAUCCGUGAUCAGUGAUUCGUUGUCCCGGCCCCCUAUACGUUUAGUGUACGGUGUAAAGAGUUCGUUAUGCGUUCGAUCAGAUAAUAUGGAAAUAUACAAUACACUGAAAUUAUAUAAAUAAACGUUUUUGCGAUACUUUCGAUCUCCGAUAUAUCCACAUAAGUACGUAUUAUGUAUACCUAUGUAUAAUCAGCAAUCGCGAUAUUACAAUAUUAUUGUAAAAUAUUUCAAUUUACAAGCCAGACAAACCAAGAGCAAAAUUAUAUACAUAUUAUUCAUCUGUAUUUAUUAACGAUAAUUGUAACGCGCUUAGGUUUACUCAACACAAUAAACAGAACAGAACCGGACCGGAUAUUACAAUACGUGCACCAACAGACGGACUCGGACUGCAGACAACUUUUGACUCAAACAUGAUGAAAGAAUUGAUUAUUUAUUAAUUAGUUGAAUGUUAUUUAACUUAUAUGCAUUAUUCUAAAGAUUACUGAAAUCCAAAUGUAAUUACAAUAAAUUAAAUUGCAAGGUU
This is a messenger RNA of Drosophila mauritiana, 3615 nucleotides long. RefSeq names its product phosphatidylinositol 4-phosphate 5-kinase type-1 alpha (gene PIP5K59B). The coding region runs from base 345 to 2690 and encodes 781 amino acids. Gene Ontology annotation, molecular function: phosphatidylinositol kinase activity. Gene Ontology annotation, biological process: phosphatidylinositol metabolic process. NCBI's taxonomy places the organism in Eukaryota, Metazoa, Arthropoda, Insecta, Diptera, Drosophilidae. The transcript has 16 exons. The record is from RefSeq and is a predicted model, not a curated record.